CUGCUCUUCCUGCGCAAUAUGCGCAUUGUCUCCUGUCAUCUUAGCACAUCUCCCUGGUCAGAGCAGGGGUAGUAUUUUCCGUCAGCGCCGCAGUCUCGGAGAGGUGAUUGUAUCUAACAAUGGGGAACAGAGACGACGAAUAUGAUUUCUUGUUCAAAGUUGUACUAAUCGGAGACUCUGGAGUGGGGAAGAGUAACCUGCUGUCCCGUUUCACAAGAAAUGAGUUCAACCUGGAGAGCAAGAGCACCAUCGGUGUGGAGUUUGCCACCCGCAGCAUCCAGGUGGACGGCAAGACGAUAAAGGCUCAAAUAUGGGACACAGCUGGACAGGAACGCUACAGAGCAAUCACUUCAGCGUAUUACCGAGGUGCAGUGGGGGCCCUCCUGGUUUACGACAUCGCCAAGCACCUGACGUAUGAGAACGUUGAACGCUGGCUGAAGGAGCUGAGGGACCACGCUGACAACAACAUUGUCAUCAUGCUUGUUGGAAACAAGAGCGACCUCCGCCACCUCAGGGCAGUGCCCACUGAUGAGGCUCGAGCCUUUGCAGAAAAGAACACUCUCUCAUUUAUUGAGACAUCAGCGUUGGACUCCACAAAUGUAGAAGAAGCCUUUAAGAACAUUUUAACAGAAAUCUACCGCAUUGUGUCACAGAAGCAGAUAGCAGACAGAUCUGCACACGAUGAGUCUCCAGGCAACAAUGUAGUGGACAUAAGUGUCCCACCAACCACUGACGGGCAGAAGGGCAACAAACUCCAGUGCUGCCAGAGCCUGUGACACUCAACCCCAUGACACUCAUCCUCUCCUCCACAUCCACCUUGACAUCACAUCACCUGUGCACUUUCUAUUCCCGUAGCACUGCUCACGGCCAACUCCUCCUUCACUCUAUACUUUUUCUUUCUACCUUUCAUGCUGUUUUAUAUAAUACCUUUGAACUCACUCGUGCUCUUCUCUUCUGCCAUGAAUGAAAACAAGAAGCCUUUAUGUCACUUGGUUAGUCGAGUUGUUCAUGGAGUCAAUGUGAAGGUUCCUGCAAUGCAGGAACGAGGCAGCUGUCGCUGUCAUAAUGAAGCCUAUGAAGUUGUUUGAACUCUACUGAAACGCUGUCAUGCACAGGGAGGUUGUGACAUACAUUUCAACGGUUACCACUAGAUGGUGCUGCUUAAAUUAACUACAGGCAGUUACUCCAACCCAGUGAAGCAGUAUUAUGCCUUUUGACAGUGUGGUUCUUACAUUCUUCUUACAUCAGUUAAGUUAUGCCAAAAAUAUCCUCAUUAGGUAUUUAUUGAAGAAUAUUUGGCUUAAGUUGUCAUUGUUUUACUUUCAGUUUAAGAACUGUAAAAAUUUACAAUAAAAUUCUUGUCAAAAGUU
Seriola aureovittata is the source of this 1370-nucleotide messenger RNA. Its product is annotated as ras-related protein Rab-11B. The transcript has 5 exons. Gene Ontology annotation, cellular component: recycling endosome. NCBI's taxonomy places the organism in Eukaryota, Metazoa, Chordata, Actinopteri, Carangiformes, Carangidae. The record is from RefSeq and is a predicted model, not a curated record. The coding region runs from base 120 to 776 and encodes 218 amino acids. Gene Ontology annotation, molecular function: GTPase activity; GTP binding. Gene Ontology annotation, biological process: constitutive secretory pathway; regulated exocytosis.